Molecule: messenger RNA, 1020 nt
Organism: Conger conger (European conger)
Lineage: Eukaryota; Metazoa; Chordata; Actinopteri; Anguilliformes; Congridae
Product: guanine nucleotide-binding protein-like 3-like protein
Exons: 9
Coding region: 1-1020 (339 amino acids)
Cellular component (GO): nucleolus
Molecular function (GO): GTP binding
Source: RefSeq, a predicted model, not a curated record
AUGAGCAAGUUCCGGUUGUCCCCCCCGACCGCCCCCGCCCCCGCCCCCGCCCCCGAUGUUCCUUACACUUUGAAACUUAUGUCAGCGUCUCUGUGCCAGCUGUCAUUGACUCUUGAAAACCUCCAGGAGCAACAGAUGGCGUCACGUGAAAGAGAGCGACAGAGCGAAUUCGAGAAGAAGGAAAAUGAGAUGCAGAAUUUGGAAAAACAUGUCAAUUUUGAAAAUGAAAACUCAAGGAAGGCGUACUACAGGGAAUUUAAGAAGGUGAUUGAAAGGGCAGACGUUAUUCUGGAGGUUCUGGAUGCACGUGACCCUCUGGGCUGCCGAUGUCCACAGGUGGAGCAGGCAGUGGUUCAGAGUGGCACCAACAAAAAAAUAGUUCUGGUGCUAAACAAGAUUGAUCUGGUUUCAAAGGAGAUUGUAGAAAAGUGGAUAAAGUACCUUCGGAACGAGUUCCCUACUGUGGCCUUCAAAGCCUCCACUCAGCAACAGAACAGAAACCUGAAGCGCAGCAGUGUGCCCAUAACGCAGGCCUCCUCUGAGCUCCUGGGCAGCAGUGCGUGUGUGGGGGCCGACCUCCUGAUGAAACUCCUGGGGAAUUACUGCCGCAACCUCGACAUCAAGACCACCAUCACCGUGGGUGUGGUGGGCUUCCCCAAUGUGGGAAAGAGCAGUCUGAUCAACAGUCUGAAGCGUGCUCGCGCUUGCAGUGUGGGAGCCACACCAGGUGUUACCAGGCACCUUCAGGAGGUACACCUGGACAAGCACAUCAAGCUUCUGGACUGCCCAGGUAUCGUCAUGGCGACCUCCACGUCAGACGCAGGGAUGAUCCUGCGGAACUGCAUGAAGAUCGAACAGCUGGUGGACCCCAUGGAGCCAGUGGCAGCCAUCCUCAGACGCUGCAACAGGAAUGAGCUUGGUGGAAGUGUGCCCGUGGUGUUGGGGAGCACGCCAGGCCGGGUGAUGGUGGACACCGUGUCCACCAGGGCUUGGCAGGGGUGCCCGUCGAGUUGGCAGUGA